AUGGCGGCUGGACUCAAGACCAUCAUCGCGCUUUCGUUUGUGCUCGCAAUUGGAUUCCUGCUCGUUAUUCUCUCCUCCGCCCUUUGGCACAAGUACUGGCCGCUCCUGGUCGUCGCCGUCUAUAUCAUUGCGCCGCUUCCCAAUUGGAUCUGCGGACGAGUUGCGAACCCAGAUGACUUCAUGGACAGCUCGAGCAACUCCGCGAUGGAUUUUGGGCGUUUUAUGACUGGUUUCCUGGUCCUCACUGGAAUUGCACUUCCCGCCAUCUUGGCCCACAGCGGAGAAAUCGGCCUCCCGGCCAUGAUCAUGUCGAUCUGCGGUGGUCUCUUGAUCUACGGAACGAUCAUCAGCUUCUCCAUGUUCUUCCAAGAGCAGGAGGAGUUCUGA
Molecule: messenger RNA, 387 nt
Organism: Penicillium maclennaniae
Lineage: Eukaryota; Fungi; Ascomycota; Eurotiomycetes; Eurotiales; Aspergillaceae
Product: Vps55 family protein
Exons: 3
Coding region: 1-387 (128 amino acids)
Biological process (GO): late endosome to vacuole transport via multivesicular body sorting pathway
Cellular component (GO): Vps55/Vps68 complex; endosome
Source: RefSeq, a predicted model, not a curated record